UGUUUCCAACACAGAAAGGGGACCUGAAGACAUAGCAGAGACAGCAGGGAUGUUGUUUUGGUUUUUGCUGUUUGAUACCUGGCUUCUCUCUCCUUUUCCCCUCGAGGCGUGCAUGUGUGUGUGUGUACCCUCCCAUUCACAUAUCUAAUAAGAGAGAUUCCUGCUGCACAUCCAGGAGGGAAAGAGGAGUGAGGAGCGGAGUGCAGUGCGACUCAGAGGUGGACAGAGUUUCAGCUGCUGAAGGAGCAUUAGCGUUACUGAAAGCGAAAAAUGGGACCGGCUGCCACCUCACACACACUCUUGUGUUUAUGUUUCAUGUCAGUCUGUGUUCCUACAGGGACGAUUGAUGCUGCACCGACACAGGAGCUAGAGGUGAAGAAGCCAAGAGGAGAUGUUCCUGAUACUCUUCCAGAACCUGAAUCAGAGCCAACCACUCAAAUAUCAGACUUUGAAAACUCUUACAACUACGUCUUGUCACGACUAGCUGGUAUGGAUCAGGCCAUCCACAAGCUGAACGUUGGUCAUUACACUCUGGAUGUUAAAGUCAGCCAGCUGAUCGACCGCAUCUCUAGGUUGGACGCUAAAGUUGGGGAGCUGGAGGAUAAAAUCCAUGAGGUCUACCAACACAGUAAGGACAAUCGAAAGGAGACUGGACGACUGGAAGGCUGCCAGAAAGGACACAGGAUGGGCUACAAAUGUUACUUGGUGUAUAAUAGUUUAGAGGACUACGCUGGAGCAUCUAGGAAGUGCCUCGAACGCGGAGGACGCAUGGCGAUGCCCCGCGACCGCAAGGAGCAGGAGGCCUUAGCCGACUACGUGAAGAACUUCUUCCACCCGGGGAACUGGCCUGUCUGGCUCGGCAUCAACGACCUGCGCUCCGAGGGCUUGUACCUCUUUGACGACGGCACACGAGUGUCGUACUUCCAGUGGCGUAAACACUUCCUGUCCAGUCAGCCGGACGGAGGAAGGCGGGAGAACUGUGUGGCCAUGUCGUCGGACGACGGGGACUGGUGGGACCACUACUGCGACCGGACCAUGAACUAUAUCUGCGAGUUUGAUGACAGGGUGGCUCUUUAAAAGAACAGCCAUGUUCUGUCCUUCUGUUACAACUUUAAACUGUUGAUCUUUAGAAAUAAAAACACAUUUAAUUAAAUAAUCAAAUAAUUUAUUUUCCGCUAAAUGCUCAAUAAACCGGCCGGUUGGGUCGAAAGGAAAGUCAGUGUCAUAGCAACGUUUUUUAAUAAAUACAGAACAAACUUAGCAAAAAAAGUCUUCUAUUUAAAAUGUAAAACUUUGUGUGCUAAAUAUCCCUUUGUUCCUGUAGCUGUCCUAAUCUGGCUGUGAGCUAGUUAAACUCGGCUGGAAUUUUAUUUAUGGAAUUCUAAUCGUUUAAUCAAAGUUUCCAAAAAAGGAAAAUAAUUGAAAGAUGGAGGCACUUUCUUCUGGAUCAGCACAUACCAGACCCCUCUGAGAUAUUCGUCAGCAUGUUCUCAGGGAUUUGUAAGGAAUUAAGAAGGGCCUCUUUGUUGCUUACUGCUGCUGAGCGUGACUCGUGUUAAACUACUGAUUAACCUACAUUUUUUUGCCUUAGAUCAACUCUUAAGCGCUUUAGACUUGGCUGAAAAACACUAAAACUGAGUUAGACUAUAAAGAAACUUUAGUUUUGUCCUAAAACUCCUAAAAGUUAUUAAUAGUCAAAACUAUUAGUUGGUGGUUUUUUAUACCCAGUGAGUUAAAUCAGUGUAACCAAGUAAGAAAACUAUUUCUCUUUAGAAGAUUUUAUCUAUAUUUCUACUUCUAUUCCAUUUAAAGGUGUCGAACACUUGUUUAAUCAAUACAUUUGCAGUGAUCUCUAGUAGGAAUGAAUGCCUAUUAAGUCGUACUCGGGUGGCAAAAACACCGGCGCACCAUUUCCAGGAACUAGAAGUGAGCCACAUCUCAGCUGAGCUUCAGACGGCAGGUUGUGGAGUCUUAUUUCCUGAUAUCUGGAUAUCUCAUCUCAGACUGGACAAUGGUCACGCGAUGCAACGUUGGUUUCAUCUCCACAAAUAACAGAAGCCUGAAGGAGUUCUGCUGUGGGGUGGAGUUGCUAAUGCUAACAGUUAGCAAACGGUUCUCUGCUGUUUCCUGGACGUUAAACCAACAGCCUUCCCCGUCGUGAGUAAUGAAUGUUAAGCGACAGUGUGAUGUAGAUCUGUCAGGAUUUUCUGAUCCUAGAGUUUCACCAUCUGUUUUCUAUCAGAAGCUAAAGCAGGAGGUAUGUGUAGGAGACUAUUUUCAUGUUGAAAUGUCAUUAAAAACUUGGAGAAAUAAGAAUUUUAAAAUGGUUUUUCAAUGUUCCACCCAUUUAAAAAUCUAAACUAAACCAGAGGAAACGUUUCAAGAAAUAAAGAGAUUACAUUUCU
Nothobranchius furzeri (turquoise killifish) is the source of this 2405-nucleotide messenger RNA. It is a transcript of the gene clec11a, whose product is annotated as C-type lectin domain containing 11A. NCBI's taxonomy places the organism in Eukaryota, Metazoa, Chordata, Actinopteri, Cyprinodontiformes, Nothobranchiidae. The record is from RefSeq and is a predicted model, not a curated record.